GAGAAAGUUCCACUGCAAGAGGCCCAAAGGCAUAAUCAUUUCCCUCUUUGACCUGUCUAGAUUGCCAGCAGAUCCCAGGGGCCCUCUGAGACUGAACCUUGGUCCUCAGGUCCCUCCAGCAAAAGAAAGAUGAAUUUCUGCAUUGUCCUGAAGAUAGUACUACUGUCUGGGCCCUUUCUCUUCGCCCCCGCCUUGAGCUACAACCUGGAUGUGAAGCAUGUGCAGAGCUUUUCCUUUCCCCAAGCUGGAAGGCACUUCGGGUACCGCGUCCUGCAGGUUGGAAACAGGGUUGUCGUGGGAGCUCCAGGUGAGGGGAAUAGCACAGGAAACCUCUAUCAGUGCCAUCCAAGCACUGGAAACUGCUUACCAGUCAACCUGAGUGGUUCCAACCAUACCUCUAAGUACAUGGGAAUGACCUUGGCAACAGAUCCCACACGUGGAAACAUUUUGGCCUGCGAUCCUGGGCUGUCUCGGACAUGUGAUCAGAACACCUACCUGAGUGGCCUGUGUUACCUUUUCCACCAGAAUCUGCAGGAUCCUGUGCUGCAAGGGCGCCCUGGUUAUCAGGAAUGUAUAAAGGGCAAGGUAGACCUGGUAUUUCUAUUCGAUGGCUCAAACAGUUUGCGGCAAGAUGAAUUUCAGAAAAUUCUGGACUUCAUGAAGGAUGUGAUGAGGAAACUCAGCAAUACUUCCUACCAGUUUGCUGCUGUUCAGUUUUCCACCAUCUGCCGAACAGAAUUUAAUUUCUCAUAUUAUGAUAAAGUGAAGGACCCAGAUGUUCUGCUAGCCAAAGUAGAACACAUGGGCGAGCUGACCAACACCUUUCGUGCCAUCAACUAUGUUGCGAAAGAGGUGUUUCGGCAAGAUCAGGGGGCCCGACCGGAUGCCACCAAAGUGCUCAUCAUCAUCACUGAUGGGGAGGCCAGUGACGAUGGCGACAUUGGCGUGGCCAAAGACAUCAUCCGCUACAUCAUUGGGAUUGGAAAGCAUUUUAAAACCAAGGAAAGUCAGGAGACACUCCACAAGUUUGCCUCAAACCCCAUAGAGGAGUUUGUGAAGAUUCUGGACACAUUUGAGAAGCUUAAAGAUCUAUUCAGUGAGCUACAGAAGAAGAUCUAUGUGAUUGAAGGCACAAGCAAACAGGACCUGACCUCCUUCGACAUGGAGCUGUCCUCCAGUGGGAUCAGCGCUGACCUCAGCAAGAGCCAUACAGUUGUGGGGGCAGUUGGAGCCAAGGACUGGGCUGGGGGCUUCCUAGACUUGAAGGCAGACCUGAAGGGUGAAAUAUUUGUUGGCAACAAACCACUGACACCAGAAGUGAGAGCGGGAUAUUUGGGUUACACAGUGGCCUGGCUGCCCUCACAAAGGAAAACAUCACUGCUGGCAGUGGGAGCCCCCCGAUACCAACAUGUGGGCCGAGUACUGCUGUUCCAAGAGCCAAAGAACAGAGGACAGUGGAGCCAGGUCCAGAAAAUAGAAGGGACUCAGGUUGGCUCUUACUUUGGUGGGGAGCUGUGUGGUGUUGACAUGGAUCAGAAUGGGGAAAUGGAGCUGCUGCUGGUGGGAGCCCCGCUGUUCUAUGGGGAUCAGAGGGGAGGCCGGGUGCUCAUCUACCAGAGACGACAGCUGGGAUUUGAAGAGGUCUCAGAACUGCAUGGGGAUCAUGGCUAUCCCCUGGGAAGGUUUGGAGCGGCCAUCGCUGCCCUGACAGACAUCAACGGGGAUAGGCUGAUGGAUGUGGCUGUGGGAGCCCCCCUGGAGGAGCAGGGGGCUGUGUACAUCUUCAAUGGGCGACAGGAUGGGCUCAGCGUCCAGCCAAGUCAGCGGAUAGCAGGGACCCGGCUGUUCUCAGGAAUUCAGUGGUUUGGACGCUCCAUCCACGGGGUGAAGGACCUUGAAGAGGAUGGCCUGGCAGACGUGGUUGUGGGGGCUGAGGGCCGGGUAGUUGUGCUGAGUGCCCGGCCUGUGGUAGAUGUGGUCACUCAGAUGUCCUUCUCCCCAUCUGAGAUCCCAGUGCAUGAAGUGGAGUGCUCCUAUUCAACCAGUAACAGGAAGAAGGAAGGAGUUAACAUCACAGUCUGUUUCCAGGUCAAGCCUCUCAUCCCUCAGUUCCAAGGUCGUCUAGUUGCCAAUCUCACUUAUACUCUGCAGUUGGAUGGCCAUCGGACCAGAAGCCGGGGGUUGUUCCCAGGAGGGAGACAUGAACUCAGCAGGAACACAGCUGUCACCUCAGACAAGUCCUGUACUGAGCUCUGGUUUCAUUUCCCGGUAUGCAUUCAAGACCUCAUCUCCCCCAUCAAUGUCUCCCUGAAUUUCUCUCUUUGGGAAGAAGAAGGACCACCAAGGGACCAAAGGACGCAGGUCAAGGACAUACAGCCCAUCCUGAGACCCUUACCACACUCAGAGACCAGAGAGAUCCCUUUUGAGAAGAACUGUGGGGAGGACAAGAAGUGUGAGACAAACCUGCAGCUGUCCUUCUCCCCUGCCGGAUCCAGAGCCCUGCGUCUGACCCCUUCUGCCAGCCUCUCUGUGGCGCUGACACUGAGUAACUUGGCAGAAGAUGCUUACUGGGUCCAGCUAGACCUGUUCUUCCCUGAGGGACUCUCCUUCCGCAAAGUGGAGAUGCUCAAGCCUCACAGCCAGAUACCUGUAGUCUGUGAGGAACAUCCCAAGGAGUCCAAGUAUCUGUCCAAGAAGCUCUCUUGCAAUGUGAGCUCUCCCAUCUUCAAAGCAGGCAGCUCGGUUGUUAUCCAGGUGAUGUUUAACACGCUGCUGAACAGUUCCUGGGGGGACUUGGUCAUGCUGCAUGCCACUGUGAACUGUGACAAUGAGGACUCAGACCUCCUGAAGGACAACUCAGCCACUGUCAGCAUCUCAGUCCUGUACCCUAUCAACAUCCUCAUCGAGGACCACAAAAACUCCACACUCUAUAUCAGUUUCACCCCCAAAGGGCCCAAGAUCCAGGAAGUCAAGCACAUCUACCAGGUGAGGAUUCAGCCUUCCAACUAUGACCACAACAUGCCCACCCUGGAGGCCUUGGUUGGUGUACCACAACCUCCCAGUGAGGGGCCCAUUACGCACAAGUGGAGGGUGCAGAUGGACCCUCCUGUCCUCUGCCAUCAUGAGGACCUGAAGAGGCUUCCCAGUGCGGCUGAGCCUUGUCACCCCGGAGCCGAGUUCCGCUGCCCAGUUGUCUUCAAGCAGGAAAUCCUCAUCCAACUGAUUGGGACGGUGGAGCUGGUGGGGGAGAUCGAGGCCGCCUCCAUGCUCAGCCUCUGCAGCUCCCUCUCCAUCUCCUUCAACAGCACCAAGCAUUUCCACCUCUAUGGCAGCAACACCUCCCUGGCCCAGGUCACCAUGAAGGUUGACAUCAUGUACGAGAAGGACAUGCUGUAUCUCUACGUGCUGAGCGGCGUCGGGGGGCUGCUGUUGCUGCUGCUGAUUUUUAUAGCACUGUAUAAGGUUGGCUUCUUUAAACGGAACCUGAAGGAGAAGAUGGAGGCUGAUGCAAGUGUCCCAAAUGGAAUCUCUGGAGAAGACUCUGGGCAGCUGGCAUCUGGGGAAGAGACCAAGGAUCCGGGUUGCCUGGAGCCCCUGCAUGAAGAGGAGGCCCAGGAUGGAGGUGGCAAGGACUGAGGCCUAGGCCUGGUGCACAGAGACCCAGGACUGGGUCUGGGAUGCUGGAGACCUGUCUGCCUCAACCUGCAUUUCUGCUGUGUCCUCGGGCAAGUCACUGCCCCUCUCUAGGCCUCAGUUUCCCUAUCUUGAACGUGGAACUCAUUCCCACCUGCCUCCUUUUGUGGGCUCACAGUGAGAAUCUGCUGAGGCACAAGCCGGGAAGGCUACAGAGGUGAGGCCUUGUAGUUAUGAGAUGGUCCCAUCUUCUACCAGUGUCCCUUACUUCCCUCCCCUGGAACAGAAUAUCUGAUCUAAAUUUGGAGAAACUGUAGUCUCAAGACCUAGUGGCUCUCUCAAGACCUAGUGGCACACCUGCUCUUAAAUGUCCACGGAUGCCUCAGACUCCCAGAACCUUUCCCGGCACUCUCUACUGCCUGGCAGGCAGCCAGUGUUCCAUUCUGGUGCCAGAGAGCAAAUGUGAUUGGUGUCACUACAUGACUGCAACCAUUGCCUUGCUCUUUGGCCAAAGACCAAAUUCCUUAAUAGGUUUUCCAAGGCUCUGCAAAACUGGGCCCCUGUGGCCUUCCCAGCCUCUUUAGCGACAUCCACCUCCCUCUCUAAGCUCCGGUUACACCAGUCUUUCUCAAACCAAGCUCCUUUCUGUCUUGUUGCCUUCACCCUGAUGACUCCCUUGGCUUGGAACCUUCCUCUCCACUCUCCUGGCUCACUCACACUCAGCCGCAGAUCCCCACUCGCAAAUCAUUUCCUCAGGGCCGCCCCUGACCAACUCAGUAGGGUUCCCACGUUGUUCACACUUACUCCAGCCCCCAGGUACUUCAGGGUACAGGUCAUGUUUGCUAACUGUUUAAUGAUUUAUGCACUUCAUAUCUAUCUCUCUGACAGUGAACUCCAUGAGGGUAGGGACCAUACCUCUCUUGUUCACCUUGGGACCCCUGGUGAUAUCAAAGGACAGGGCACAUAGGUGCUUGACAUAAUUUCAUUGAAUUAAUGACAGAGCCUGUGGGAAGACACAGAAAAAGCUUGAUGACCCCCUGGCAUCCACAUCCUUUGGGGCUCAGUCUUCCUAGGCUCAGCCCCUGUCCUGGCUCCACAGCCUCCCACAGGACUCACCACACCUGUGCAGGGGCCCCCACUGGGUGACUGUGACUCAAAGUGGGGACUACAUCUGUUCCCCUGGGGCCCUAGCACCAAGCACAGUGCCAGCAGACAUUUGCCCAAUAAAUCUGAAAUUCUGUCCAAAAUUGUGAUGCAUUUCUGUGGGUGCCAUCAUUCCCACCUGGCUCAAUUAAAUGAAUAUUUCCCUCUCAACCCUUUCAUUAAAUGGGACCCAAAUAGCUCUUCUUCCUUUCUUUUCUUUUUUUGGGGGACAAUGACCCUCAGAUACUGACCUGUAUAUGACAUCAUGGGUUCAUUCAAAAGAGAAGCAGAGAGAGUCACAGAAUGUGAGAAAUAUUAGGAAACAUUUGACAAAUCAUUAUCAUGGGCAUAUAGACGCAGAUGCUCUGCACCAUUUUUUUUUUUUUUAGAGACAGAGUCUCACUUUGUCACCCUCGGUAGAGUACAGUGAUAUCCCAGCUCACAGCAACCUCCAGCUCUUGGGCUUAAGCAAUUCACUUGCCUCAGCCUCCAGAGUAGCUAGGACCACAGGUGCCCGCCACAACGCCCAACUAUUUUUUGUUGCAGUGUGGCAGGGGGCCCAGUUCGAACUCGCCACCCUCAGUAUAUGGGGCCAGCGCCCUACUCACUGAGCCACAGGUACCCCCCCCUUCAGAAGGAACAGAGUGGGGCCAGCCACUGCUGCCCUCUUGUGGUCAGCAGGCCUCCCUGGAAACAUGAAGUGACUGUAAGUCCACCUCUCCAUCUAGCACUAGCAGGAGAGAGAAAACAUUGCAACUGUAGAAGCCAGAGGUGAGAAGCAACAGUCUGGUGUCCCCAGCAAGACCUUUGAUGACCCCCUUUCUGCCUACAGGAGAAUAGGUGAACAUUCCUGAGUGUUGCAUGCAAUACCCAAAAAAGUCUCUCAAAGCCUCAGACCCUCCAACCUCAUCAACUACUCUCCUGGGAAUCAGCUCCCAGAGAACCAUGUGGGUGGCACAUAAGCAGACAUCAGGAAGGAAGCAGAGAGACCCAUUUUUCCGGAGAGGAGGAAAAAGGCUUACCUUUCAGGCAUAUUACAGAACUACUAAAAGUACAUGAAAUAGUAAUAGGUAUCAUGAAACAUAAGUCAGCUUCUAUUCAUUCGUAUUUCUUUCUUUCUAUUUUUUUUUUUUUUUGAGACAGAGUCUCACUAUGUCACCCUCAGUAGAGGGCUGUGGUGUCAGCUCACAGCAACCUCCAACUCUUGGGCUUAGGCAAUUCUCCUGCCUCAGCCUCCCAAGUAGCUGGGACUACAGGCGCCCGCCACAACGCCUGGCUAUUUUUUGUUGCAGUUGUUAUUGUUUUAGCUGGCCCGGGCUGGGUUUGAACCCACCAACUUCAUUAUAUGUGGCUGGUGCCGUAACCACUGUACUACAGGCACUGAGUCCAUUCAUAUUUCUUGAGUGUUUGUGUCAGGCCCUGUUCUGGGCUCUGAAGAUGUAAAGAUGAACAAGACAGACAAGUUCUUGCUCUCGGGAAGCUUUUGCUCCAGUAAGAAAACAGUUAACAAGUAGAACUGUGAUUGCCAGUAGUAAUAGGGGCUGUGAAGAAAAUAAAGUGGGAUAGUCAGGGGCUGAUGGAGGAUGUCAUAGGUAGGUGGUCAGGGAAUGAUAUUUUGUGACACACACAAAAUUGUAAAUAUUUUCAUCAAAGUUGAAACGAAUAAAGUGAGUGUCCUUUCAGGAUGAGCGUUGUCAUCACCCUGUCCAGGAAACGUAACCUAAUGGCCCUGGCAGGGCAUGUAGCUCACGCCGGUAAUCCUAGCACCCUGAGGCUCUGUGCCUGUGGCUCAAGCAGAUAAGGCGCCAGCCACAUACACCUGAGCUGGCAGGUUCGAAUCCAGCCUGGGCCUGCCAAACAACAAUGACAGCUGCAACCAAAUAAUAGCCGGGCAUUGUGGCGGGUGCCUGUAGUCCCAGCUACUUGGGAGGCCGAGGCAGGAGAAUCACUUGAGCCCAGGAGUUGGAGGUUGCUGUGAGCUGUGAUGCCAGGGCACUCUACCCAGGACGACAGCUUGAGGCUCUGUCUCAAAAAAAAAAAAAAAAAAAAAAAAUCCUAGCACUCUGGGAAGCCCAGGCGGGUGGAUUGCCUGAGCUCAUAGGUUUGAAACCUAACAGCACCUGUCUUCACAUACCUACUUAUCUUUCCCCACCGCUGUGACUUUGCACAUGCUGUUCCCCUUGCCACCAUGGCCUGCUCCACCUCUUUUAUGUACAUUAAAAUCUUCCUUACCGUAGGCCAGACUGUUGGUUCACACCUGUAAUCCUCGCACUCUGGGAGGCCAAGGCAAGAAGAUCACUUGAGUUCAGGAGUUUGAGACCAGCCUGAGCAAGAGUGAGACCCUGUCUCUACUAAAAAUAGAAGAAUGAGCCAGGUAUUGUGGCAAACACCUAUAGUCCCAGCUACUUGGGAGCCUGAAGUAGGAGGAUAACUGAAGCCCCGGAGUUUGAGGUUGCUGUGAGCUAUGACACCAUGCCAUUCCAGCCUGGGACAGUUGAGUGAGACUCUGUCUCAAAAUAAUUUAAAUAUGGCUCAAGCGCCAGCCACAUACACCUGAGCUGGCGGUUUCGAAUCCAGCCUGGACCCGCCAAACGACAAUGAUGGCUGCAACUAAAAAAUAGCUGGGCGUUGUGGCGGGCGCCUGUAGUCCCAGCUAUUUGGGAGGCAGAGGCAGGAGAAUCGCUUAAGCCCAAGAGUUGGAGGUUGCUGUGAGCUGUGAUGGCACAGCACUCUACCCAGGGCAAUAGCUUGAGACUCUGUCUCAAAAAAAAAUAAAUAAAUAAUAAUAAUAAUGAUUAAAAUAUUAGCCAGCAUUGUGGCUGAGGUGGAAGGAUUUCUUGAGCCCAGGAGUUCAAGGCUGCAGUGAGCUAUAAUUGCACCACUACACUCCAGUCUGAGUGACAUAGCAAGACUCUGUCUCUAAAACAAAGAACACUCAAGCUACCCAGAGUAAUGACAUGUCAUCACAUGUUAUAUAACCUCUAGAAAACACUGUACUUGUGAGAGAAAGAGUGAAAAAAGUAAACAUCAUAAUACUUUCUUUUUUUUUUUUGGGUAGAGACAGAGUCUCACUUUGUCACCCUUGGUAGAGUGCCGUGGCGUCACACAACUCACAGCAACCUCCAGUUCCUGGGUGUAGGCGAUUCUCUUGCCUCAGCCUCCCAAGUAGCUGGGACCACAGGUGCCUGCCACAAUGCCCAGCUAUUUUUAACUUUUUUUAUUUUUUUAUUAAAUCAUAGCUGUGUACAAUAAUCCAGCUAUUUUUUUGUUGCACUUAAUCCGGGGCUGCGUUUGAACACACCAUCCUCAGUAUAUGGGGCCAGCACCCUCCUCACUGAGCCACAGGUGCUGUCCUUAAUACUUUUUAGAAAAUAGUCAAAACUCAUUCAGCUUUGGAUUCAAAUCCAGGCUCUGCUUCCUAGCCAUAUGAGGUGGGCCAAUUACUUAACCUCUUUGGGAUAUGUUUCUUCAUUUGUAAAAUGGGAAAAACUGUCACAUAUUCAGUCCCUUAUUAUUCAGGAGGCUGAGGCAGGGAGGAUCACUUAAGCUCAGGAGGUUGAGUCCAACUUGGGCAACACAGAGCAACCCUAUCUCUAAAAAACUAAACCAAACCAAAGUGUAUGUACGUUAGAGCUGUUGUGAGCAUUGAGAAUUAAAUGUGAUAACACUUGUAAACCGCUUAGCACAGUUCUCAGCACAUAAAUGCUUGAUGAUGGCAGUAGAUAGAAAUGGUUUAUUGGGCUUGGCGCCUGUAGCUCAGCAGCUAGGGUUCCAGCCACAUAUAUCAGAGCUGGCGGGUUCGAAUUCGACCUGGGCCUGCCAAACAACGACAACUACAACCAAAAAUAAAUAAAUAAAUAGCUGGGCCUUGUGGUAGGCGCCUGUAAUCCUAGCUACUUGGGAGGCUGAGAAAGGAGAAUCACUUAAGCCUGAGAGUUUGAGGUUACUGUGAGCUGUGAUGCCACAGCACUCUACCAAGGGCAAAAAAGUGAGACUCUGUCUCAAAAAAAAAAAAAAAAAGGUUUAUUGGCCGGGUAUGGUGGCUCACACUUGUAAACCCAGCACUCUGUGAAUUGCCUGAGCUCAGGAGUUUGAGGCCAUCCUAUGCAAGAGCGAGACACCGUCUCUAAAAAAUAUAUGUGCCCAGCAUUUGUGGUGGGCACCUGUAAUCCCAGCUGCUCUGGAGAAUGAGGCAAGGAAGAUCCUUUGAGCCCAAGAGUUGGAGGUUGCUAUAAGCUAUAAUGCCAGCGCACUCUACUGAGGGUGACAAAGUAAGACUGUCUCAAAAAAAAAAGAGAGAGAGAGAAAAAAAUGGGUUUUUUGCCAGGUUGGUGUUAGCGGAAGCGGCAUGCUGGACCAUGUGUCAAGAGAGGUAUGUUAGAGGUAUAGCUCUUCCAUGAGGCUUUUUUUUUUAGUUUACACAAAUAUGUGCUAUUGUGUUGUCUUCUAUGAGCUUUUUGUGUGAUCUUGGGGGAGAUACAUUCCAUUCAGGGUCUGGUCUACUCCACUUUGCCCCUAGAGGUAUCUCAGGAGAUCAUAGAAGAGAAGGGUGAAUCUGAGCAGCGGAGUUCCCCCUCUCACUGGCUCUGGUUUAGUAUCCUGAGGUUUUGUACAUACACAGGCCACUUUAUCAAUUAAGCACCAUAGGCACUGGGCCCAGCGCCUCCCAGCUUUCAAGGACCUACAGACAUAUUUGGGAGCUGAAAAACAUUAACUCCAAAAUAUGAAAAUUAAACAGAAUUAAAAUGAUUGUUUAAGUAUCUAUAUGUAUAAUAUCAUGUCAGGUAGUCAACAGCAUGUGUAUUCAACAUAUAUAGUUAUAUAUAUGUGGAAAAGUAUAUUAAAUGUAGGAGUUGGGGUAUUAUAACAUUUGAAAUUAUGUAUGGUAAAAUGUCCUUAGAAAAAUCUGCAUAAAUUUUAUAAAAAUCUUUAAAAGAUUAUAA
Messenger RNA from Nycticebus coucang (slow loris), 9719 nucleotides. It is a transcript of the gene ITGAL, whose product is annotated as integrin subunit alpha L. Gene Ontology annotation, cellular component: integrin complex; external side of plasma membrane. Gene Ontology annotation, molecular function: integrin binding. The record is from RefSeq and is a predicted model, not a curated record. NCBI's taxonomy places the organism in Eukaryota, Metazoa, Chordata, Mammalia, Primates, Lorisidae. The transcript is spliced from 31 exons. Gene Ontology annotation, biological process: cell-matrix adhesion; cell adhesion mediated by integrin; integrin-mediated signaling pathway. The coding region runs from base 130 to 3636 and encodes 1168 amino acids.